This is a messenger RNA of Oryzias melastigma (Indian medaka), 1101 nucleotides long. It is a transcript of the gene nudt6, whose product is annotated as nudix (nucleoside diphosphate linked moiety X)-type motif 6. Gene Ontology annotation, molecular function: NADH pyrophosphatase activity; NAD binding; ADP-ribose diphosphatase activity. The record is from RefSeq and is a predicted model, not a curated record. Bases 143 to 1087 code for a protein of 314 amino acids. The transcript is spliced from 6 exons. NCBI's taxonomy places the organism in Eukaryota, Metazoa, Chordata, Actinopteri, Beloniformes, Adrianichthyidae.
GUUGAUUCUCUCCAUCGCUCGUUUUUCUGAGCUUUUUGCUUUUCUUUGCAGACAUUCUGCCGUCUUUUAAUGAACCACGCGAACCGGAAACGUGGGACAACUUCCAGGUUAAAGUUCAGGACCGCUUUCCGUUACCGUAAGCAUGGCUGGCCGUGCUAUCGUGUCCGCACCAUGGUCCACGCUUGCUCUGGUGAGAAGACGGUUCAGCGCGCACGUGACUGUGCCGCCUCGAGCGGGUCCUUCAGGUGUCAGCUGCUCCCAGCUGCACACACAGGUGUGCUGCCGCGCUCUGACGGGUCAAGUGGACCGGUUCGGUGGAGUGACAGUAAACCUGGCUGAGGUCGGACUACCUGCGGACAUCAGCGAGAAGACAUUCAGCACAUUACUGAAAGACUCAUUGGCUCAGUGGAAAGCAGAUCAGAAGGUGGCAGUGUGGCUUCAAAUACCCAUCUCACUGAGUCGAUGUGCAGCUGCUGCUUCGGAUCACGGCUUCAUGUUUCACCACGCCAAAAGGGACUACAGUGUUUUGGCGCUGUGGCUGGGAGCAGGAGAAAGCAGACUGCCUCCAUUUGCUACUCAUCAGAUUGGUGUUGCAGGUGCAGUUGUGGAUGAAUCAACUGGAAAAGUUCUUGUUGUCCAAGACAAGAACAAGACAAAAAAUGCCUGGAAGUUCCCCGGAGGUCUGUCAGAUCUAGGAGAAAAUAUUGGUGUGACGGCUGUCCGUGAAGUGUUUGAGGAGACCGGCGUUCGCUCAGAGUUCAGGUCUCUGCUCAGUAUCCGACAGCAGCACAACCACCCUGGCGCCUUCGGCAUGUCGGAUAUGUACCUCAUAUGUCGACUGAGCCCACUCACCCACCAGAUCAACUUCUGCCAUCAGGAGUGUGUGAGCUGUGAGUGGCUGGCUCUCAGAGAACUCGCUACAACCAGUUCCACCACACCUAUCACCUCACGCAUUGCCAAGCUGCUGCUGUAUGGCUUGGAGCAGGGUUUUGACAAGAUUGACCUCACCAUGGAAGAACUGCCUGCUGUUUACUCUGGGAUGUUUUACCAGCUGUACCACCAACAGCUUCCAACAACACUAAAAUAAUAUUCAAUAGAUUC